Mercurialis annua (annual mercury) is the source of this 1084-nucleotide messenger RNA. RefSeq names its product putative transcription elongation factor SPT5 homolog 1. Gene Ontology annotation, cellular component: DSIF complex. Gene Ontology annotation, biological process: regulation of DNA-templated transcription elongation; transcription elongation by RNA polymerase II; regulation of transcription by RNA polymerase II. The record is from RefSeq and is a predicted model, not a curated record. The transcript has 7 exons. Bases 112 to 936 code for a protein of 274 amino acids. Gene Ontology annotation, molecular function: mRNA binding. Lineage: Eukaryota; Viridiplantae; Streptophyta; Magnoliopsida; Malpighiales; Euphorbiaceae.
CUCCAUGCAUAUGUAAGAAUUUUCCGAAUAUUUCCACAAUAGAAACUCUAAAGUUUUACAAAAUUGCACCCCCCAAAUCUUUAACUUUUGGUCGAGGAAAAUCUAUCAAAUAUGGAUCGUCGCGAAGAUGGCGAGAGGUUUGACGGAGAAAUUAGGUUCGACGCGAGGCCACAAUCUCAUUUUCCAUCUGUUCAGGAUCCAAAGUUGUGGAUGGUAAAAUGUGUGAGUGGUUGUGCACGAGAAACAGCUGUUGGGCUUAUGCAAAAGUAUACUGAUAAAGGAGCCGAGUUGCAAAUCCGUUCUGCUUUUAAGCUUGCUCAUAUCAAGAACUAUAUCUUUGUUGGAGCAGACAAGAAGGACCAUGUGAGGGAGGCAUGCAAAGGUUUUCAUAACUUAGAUGCGCAGAAUAUAACGCCGGUCCCAAUUAAAGGAAGGGCUGGUUUUCUUUCAGCUGGAAGAAAGGUACCAGGUCUUUCAGGGUGUCGCUGGGUUAGAAUGAAGACUGGAACAUACAAAGGAGAUCUUGCUAGAGUAGUACUUGUGGAUCAUGCGCGAGAAAAAAUAACAGUGAAGUUAAUUCCAAGGAUUGACUUACAGGCUCUUGCAAAUAAACUGGAGGGAAGAGAGGUUGCCGAAGAGAAGGCUUUAUUACCCCCGCCACGGUUUAUGAAUGUAGAUGAAGCUAGCGAACUAAAUAUUCAUGUGGAGCGAAGAAAUGGCAAUUGUUAUGCAAUUAUUGAUGGGAUGAUAUUUGAAGACGGGUUCUUGGUUAAAACAGUGUCGAUAAAUUCAAUUAGUUUUCAGAACAUCAAACCAACUUCUGAUGAGCUUGAAAAAUUUCGAAAGCCUGGGAAGACUGAUGGUAAUGAUGUUGUGGAAAGCUCUGAAGUGUCCACUGUCAGCUUGAAGCUUGAUGAUCUUGUGCUGUUGAAGUGAGUGCCCAGAAUCAUUGUUGUUUUCUCAAUUAAUGUUUGAACUUUUUUUAUGUUUUCUUUUCCCGAGUAUAUUUUCUCUACUGUAAUCCGGUCAUAAAACUCGAACGCUAUUUCGGAAGUUUAAACAUUUUCACAUUCUAUUUUUUUUU